UAGUACCAAUCGUACAAAUCUAAUCCUUCGCACAAAACACACCCAAAGUGAUUGUUGAAAAAGAAGUAAAACCGUCUUUUAAUAUGUCAAAAUUUACGGGUCGGGGCUAUCGGGAAAGUGGAUAAGCCUUCCGCUGCAUCGUCGUCGUCUCCUCUAAACUACAGCACCACCACCGCAUCGGAAUGUCCACCACCGCCGCCGCCGCCGCGUGCCGUCUUGGUUGUAGUAUCCACUUCUCACUGGUGAAGCAAAGAAACCGAAACUGUAGCUCUGGAGUGAGGUGUUCAACGUUACCUCAGAGGAGGUCAGGGGAGAGUAGGCGAGCAGUCUCCUUGUCCCUCGUUCUUCUCCAUUUCGCCGCUCAAUCUAAAGAAGCAAUGAGCGCCGGCAUUUUCGACAAAUACAUGAAAAAGAAAAAGCUUGAUCCAUUGGAAUCUUAUGUACCAGCUGUUCUAUUGACUGAGCUCCAAAUUGAGGAAUUGGGGCAAUAUCUCGAAGUUGAUCAACCUAAAUUUGCUGAUUGCCGAAGUCUCUUAAGAUCCGGUCCUGCAUCAUCUCUGCGUGUCAAUAUCCGGGCAGUAGCACAGUAUGCUUCUGAAGCUGGCAACGGAAAAUCUGCAUUCGAUGAGGUAGAUCAGUGCUUAAGAGCCUUAGAGGAACUCGAUUCUUUACUCCUACGAGCAUCAAGAAAUGAGUCGGAGACUUCAGUUGAAACAAUGAAAGGCAAAGUUGUGACUGCACUGAAUGCACUGGACAGCCUUUUGAAAACUGUCCCGAGCGAGGUGCUGGACAAAGGCAAGGCCAUGGCCGAGAUGUACUUGAGUCCCCGGGAUGAUGAUUCCUCGCGAGCUCAAGAUCUCGAUCCUCAGCUGAAGCAGUUAGAAUCAAUACUGUGAAAUUGUGCCAGCCUCGACGAGCUUCGACUCGAAACUCCAUAAUGCACACAGACAAACAGUGGCUACACAAUGUACCUAAGGUAUGUAUACAAGUGAAGUUUUGAAGUUCAAAGUAUAUAGAGGUUGCUUUGAUAUUAUUUUGGUUUAAUUUCA
Andrographis paniculata is the source of this 1049-nucleotide messenger RNA. RefSeq lists its product as uncharacterized. The transcript is spliced from 7 exons. Bases 183 to 896 code for a protein of 237 amino acids. The record is from RefSeq and is a predicted model, not a curated record. Lineage: Eukaryota; Viridiplantae; Streptophyta; Magnoliopsida; Lamiales; Acanthaceae.